Molecule: messenger RNA, 872 nt
Organism: Ananas comosus (pineapple)
Lineage: Eukaryota; Viridiplantae; Streptophyta; Magnoliopsida; Poales; Bromeliaceae
Product: E3 ubiquitin ligase complex SCF subunit sconC-like
Exons: 2
Coding region: 318-608 (96 amino acids)
Source: RefSeq, a predicted model, not a curated record
GGUACAAACCAAGAGAGAGCGCGAACGGGACUGAGCACCAAGAACUAGAAGCUUCUCGAUAUUUCCAGGAGCGUCUUCGUUGUUUCCUCUCUCGGCUCCUCCUCGAUGGUUCCGUCUUCCUCAUCGGAACCCAGAGCGAUGGAGAUCGAAGGAGGAGUAGGCGGGGACGAUGACGACCACGCGGCGGCGGCGGCCAUGGAGCUCUACGGAGGAGGAGGCAGCGAUGACCACGGCGAGCCGCCGCCGCCGCCCCCGCGGAUGUUCCGCGGAUGGGGUGGAGGCGGAGGCGGACGAGGCGACGCUGAGCCAGUCCCGUGAUGCUGAAGUUUCGCGCUGACGUCGGCGACGGCGAGGUCAUCGUCCCUGUACGCGAGGUCACGGGGCGGGUGCUCAGGCAGGUUCUAGAAUACUGCGAGAUGCACGCACGCCAUGACGCCGCGUCUUCGGCGUGCGGCGACGAGGCUGCGCGGGAGCGCCUGCGGAAGGAGAUUGAGGAGUGGGACGCGCGGUUCAUCGACGUUGACCUCUCCGCGUUCUACGACCUCCUCAUGGCAGGUGGGGGGCCUUCAAGACCUAGCUGUGCUCGAAUAAGUUCGCUAGUAUGGUAAAGGGGAAGAGUCUGAAGCAGAUCCACACACUUUUUAGCAUCGAGGAAGAUGAGUUCACGCCUGAGCAACGGGUGGACAUCCUGAACGAGCUAUUGAAGCAUCAAAUCAAACCACAUUGAGCCAGUUCAACCAACUUACUAAAUCAAAAUCAAUUCGGAAUCAAGAGGACAACCGAACCACACCAAACGAUCCAACUGCACCAAUCACAACUUGAUAGUUUUCGAAUUUAUAAAUUUGUAUUCUUGAGAGUAUAUGGUUGUAACC